Messenger RNA from Cotesia congregata, 1074 nucleotides. NCBI's taxonomy places the organism in Eukaryota, Metazoa, Arthropoda, Insecta, Hymenoptera, Braconidae. The record is from the annotation of a GenBank genome assembly.
AUGGGGAUGGAUUAUAAUAAAUUGCAUCCUGAUGAUGACAGGGAAGGUGCCGUAAAAUUACUUUGCUUUGACAUGACAAAGGCUAGUGAAAAAUCAAGAUUUGUAUGGUGUUCAAUAGGUGUCUUCUUUUUUUAUAUUAUUUAUGGAUAUCUUCAGGAAUUAAUAUUUAGUUUAGAAGGAUUCCGGGAGUAUGGCUGGUAUUUGACAUUAAUACAAUUCGCUUAUUACACAGUAUUUGGAAUUUUAGAAUCUAAAUUACGAGGAGUAACACGUCGGAUUCCAUUGUCAACUUACAUAAUCCUAGCUUUUUUAACACUAGGUACAAUGGGAUUUUCAAAUUCAUCUCUCGGCUAUUUAAACUAUCCAACUCAAGUCAUAUUCAAAAGUUGUAAAUUAAUUCCAGUGCUAAUAGGAGGCAUUAUAAUUCAAGGAAAACAAUACGGACUUUUAGAUUUUGUAGCCGCAGGGUUUUUGUGUGCUGGUCUAGUAUUAUUUACUCUGGCAGACAGUAUGAUAUCCCCGCGAUUCAGUAUUAUCGGCGUGAUGAUGAUAAGUUCAGCUCUUCUGUGUGAUGCGAUAAUAGGAAACGUUCAAGAAAAAGCUAUGCGACAAUACAAAGCAACAAAUACUGAAAUUGUUCUCUAUUCAUACAGUAUUGGAUUUUUAUAUUUAUUUAUAAUAUUAUUUACAACUGGACAACUUACAAAAGGCGUUACAUUUUGUGCCGAUUAUCCAAUUGAGACUUAUGGGUACGCUUUUCUGUUCUCAAUCUCCGGAUAUCUUGGUAUCCAAAUGGUCUUGACACUGGUCCAAACUAGCGGCGCAUUCGUAGCAGCGACUGUUACAACUUGCCGUAAAGCAGUUACCAUAACAUUGAGCUUUAUUUUCUUCUACAAACCAUUUACAAUGCAAUAUUUGUGGUCUGGUUUGUUAGUUUUACUGGGCCUAUAUCUAAAUAUUAGGAGCAAACAGCGCGGCGGCAAUAAAGUAUCACUUAAGACGAUCUGGUCUUAUAUACAACAUUGCUGGUCUAAGCACAAUCAAAUUCAACGACAAUUAAUGAUGAACGUAUGA